AUGAUUGGUGGAGCGCGGGUGUACGUAGCAACGGUCCGGAAGAUGUCGCUCAGGCCAGUCCUAAAAAACUUCCGCCUUAAGUUGUAAAGAAAACAUAGCAGCUAAAAGGCUAUCGGACGACGUAGCGACCGCCCCCACCCCACUUAAGAAGUCCGACCAAAGGCUGCUGUCCCUCAGUGGAGAUUGUAUGUUUUUGUGUGUGUGUGUGUCUUUUAAGCGUGUGUAUGUGUGCGAUUGCGCGAAUGCAUGUAUGUAUGUGUGCGUGCAUGAGUGAGUGAGUGAGCUGCAUUCCCCCCACCCCACCACACACACACACACACACACACACACACACACACACACACACACGCACACGCACCAUUUGACCGAGAGCCGCUCCUCCCUGGAGGAUGACAAUGGAGGAGAUGAAGAAUGAAGCGGAGACAAACUCCAUGGUGUCCAUGACGCUCUACACCGUGAUGUACCCUGUUUUUAACGAGCUGGAGAGGAUCAACCUAUCAGCAGCUCAGACACUCAGAGCGGCCUUCAUCAAGGCGGAAAAGGAGAACCCAGGCCUGACUCAGGACAUCAUCAUGAAGAUCUUGGAGAAGAAGAACGUCCAAAUCAACUUCACCGAAUCGCUGCUGCGCAUGGCCGCCGACGACGUGGAAGAGUUCAUGAUCGACCGACCUGAGCAGGAGUUCCAGGACCUGAACGACAAGGCCAGAGCGCUGAAACACAUCCUCAGCAAAAUCCCAGACGAGAUCAACGACAGAGUACGCUUCCUACAGACUAUCAAAGACAUAGCCAGCGCCAUAAAAGAGCUUCUGGACACAGUCAACAACGUCAUUAAGAAAUAUCAGUACCAGAAUCGCAGAGCCCUGGAGCAUCAGAAAAAGGAGUUUGUGAAGUACUCCAAAAGUUUCAGCGACACCCUCAAAACGUACUUCAAAGAUGGAAAGGCGAUAAAUGUCUUCAACAGCGCAAACCGGCUCAUCCACCAAACCAACCUCAUACUGCAGACCUUCAAAACUGUGGCUUAGCCCGCAGAAGACCACAUGCAACUCCCCCCGCACACCCAUUCCCACCACCACCACCCCCCCAGCCCCCUCACGCUGUGGCGGGUGGUACGGGGCGGGUGGGCCAAGGGAGAGAUUUGUGGCUCCAGUGGUGGAAGCUUGAUGAGCGCCUGACCCGUAUUUGUAAAUUAGGAAGAGUUGAUUUUAGGGGUUGGGGGUCACAUUUUCCAGUUGAAGGGACUGAAAAGUGCCAUUUGUGUAAGUCAAUGACGAUUUUCCAGUCUCAAACUGAAAUAGGCCCAAAAGUCUGCUUGAUUGAUUUUAUUUGGACAGUUUUAAUUUAUAACCCUGAUAUUGUUUUUGGGAGUAGGUGAGGCGAGGUGUUUAUUCAAAGACUAAUUGCCAUUUUUCUAAUAUAUUCAUGUUGAUCAUUUUACUUAAAAACCUUGCAAUCAUAGCGACACGUACGAGACGGCGUCCGGCUCGGCUCGUCUCGUCCGGCUUCCUCUUCGCCUCUUUGCGUCGCACGCUCGGAGGAUUGACAAGCCGCCCUCGUCGUCCGCACGUUUUUUUUGUUGUUUUUUUUGCUAAAUAGAGAGGAGGGGAGGAGGAGGUGGCGGCGGUGGCAUUGGGACAUUUUUAGACCCAAAAUGUAAUUUCUCUUGACUAUCUGACAACACAACGCCAAAUAACUUCCAGCACAGCGUGUGCGCCUUACUUUACUUUACUUUACUGCUAAGUCCUGCAACAUUCCCUCCUCCUCCUCAUCAGAGUGUACGCACGCCGAGCUGGUCCUUGCUGUCAGGGGGGGCGUAAAGAGAGACAAAUUCUGUAUUUAACUGAAACCUGGUUGCAAAUGUUCAAUAAAUAGUUUCCAAAUGAUCAUUUUAGGCUUUUUGUUGUUUCUUUGGAAAUUUAUACUAGUGAUGAAGUUCAGCCUUUUCUAGAGUGACUCUUUUUGGCUCCCAAACGGCUCCCGAGAUUUUUUUUUUUUUGUUGCUUAAGUGGAUUUUGACGGAGGGCCACACUGGGGGAAAAAAACAAAUCUGACAUUUCGAGAAUAAAGUCAUAAAUUUCUGAGAAUAAAGUCGUACAUUUACGUGAACAAAGUCGUAAAUUUACGAGAAAUAAAGUCUUAAUAUUACCCAAAGCCAAAGGUCACAAAAGUCCCCCUUUUUCAUAGCUGUCCCAGGCAGUGCCUGUUACGACACGAUAUUAAAAUAAUAAAGUUGUAAAUUUACGACAAUAAAGUCGUAAAUGCACGACAAAUAAAUGUUAAAUUAAGAGAAUAAAGUCCUACAUUUCCAAGAAAAAACACGUAAUUUCAUGUUACAGGCAUUGCCUGAGACAGCUAUGAAGAGGGGUGCUAGCCACGCUAAUCUAAAUGCUAAAUGCUCAAUUGCUCUGUUUGCGCCAUGUUAUAAAUAGAGGAAAGCUUCCUUCCUGACUGAAGAGCUAUGCUCUAUUUUCCCUCUGACACAAAAUAUUACGACUUUAUUCUUUUUUUCUUGUAAAUUUACGACUUUAUUCUCGAAAUCUCAGAUUGAUUUAUUUUUUUUCCCAGUGUGACUGUAAUACUCCGUCGUAAGUUUCCUACCAAAACACAUUUAAAAUGAAUUUCUAAUGUUGGCUGUCUAUUAGGACUUUUCAAAGGAAUUCCCAUAUUUACUGUAAUUUCAUAUUUUUUGUGAAAAGGUUUCCAUUGAAAAUUGAAUAGGCAAUUUAUUUGGUGUCCCCCUACCAGUGGAAAAUCAUUUUGCAUUACUUUCACUCACCUGUCUCACUCACCGGUUGCUGGUUCGAUCCUCAGUCCGCUGUAACCAUUCAACUUAUUUAUACGUUUCGAACAUUCUGAACGAACAUUCAUGAAUUCUGAACGGACAAAUGGAAUGGUGCCUUCUACUGUUGAAAAAUGAUGUUCCAUUUUCCAUUAUUGUAACAUUACUCUUAAUUCUACAGGGCGACCUCUCCCAACCAGACUGUUGCUGGUUCAGUUAUCAGUCUUUGUGUAAUCAUUCAACAAACAUUCUCUAUUUUCACAUUCCAACAUUUCAAAUUACGCCCUUUUUUUGUCCGCUAACUACUCUGACAUUUCUCAACUGCUACAAACCAUUCCGACAUGUCCUGGGAAAACAGGACCUUUAGUCACCCUACACUAGAUAGAACACAGGAUAAUUCACCCAUUUCAGAUAGGAAGCUGAAGGGAUAAACCUUUAAUGUAAUAUUAUAAAACAUAAUACAAUACUAUGAUUUUUUAAAAAUGUAAUCUUAAUUUCCCCCACAUGAGCAAUAAAGAGGCCGACAGGGAGUCGCUUGUUUUUUACGUGGUUUAUUCCAGGAAA
This is a messenger RNA of Dunckerocampus dactyliophorus (ringed pipefish), 3340 nucleotides long. RefSeq names its product programmed cell death protein 10. The record is from RefSeq and is a predicted model, not a curated record. The transcript is spliced from 8 exons. Gene Ontology annotation, molecular function: protein kinase binding. Gene Ontology annotation, biological process: positive regulation of MAP kinase activity; regulation of Golgi organization. Gene Ontology annotation, cellular component: Golgi apparatus; FAR/SIP/STRIPAK complex. Lineage: Eukaryota; Metazoa; Chordata; Actinopteri; Syngnathiformes; Syngnathidae. The coding region runs from base 390 to 1022 and encodes 210 amino acids.